This is a messenger RNA of Branchiostoma floridae (Florida lancelet), 5121 nucleotides long. RefSeq lists its product as uncharacterized. Lineage: Eukaryota; Metazoa; Chordata; Leptocardii; Amphioxiformes; Branchiostomatidae. The record is from RefSeq and is a predicted model, not a curated record. Gene Ontology annotation, molecular function: protein binding. Bases 1 to 4902 code for a protein of 1633 amino acids. The transcript has 26 exons. Gene Ontology annotation, biological process: developmental pigmentation. Gene Ontology annotation, cellular component: cytoplasm.
AUGGAACCAGAAUCCAGCUCAGCCCCGACCCAGACUGUGACCCUUGACCCUGUGUCCAGCACGGCCCUGACCCCAGCCAUGACCUAUGACCCAGGAGGUCACGUCCUGACUGACCUGAGUUCGAUGGAAGACCUGCUGACUCCCAUCAAGACGUCAACUAGAAUCAAGUACACAUGCCUGAGCGUGUCUCGUCGGUUCAUCAGCCUGGGUGCCACCACGGGGGGUCUGUACCUUUUCCACAGGGAGAAGCUCAAGUGUCUCCAGCUGCUGGCUAAUAAGGAAGGAGCCAUCACCAUGGUAACCUCUGCACCUGAUGACAAUCUUGUUGCCAUAGCAACCAGUCGAGGCCUGGUGGUGGUGUGGGAACUGAACAUCGAGAGGCGAGCGAAGCCAGAGCGGCUACGGAUCUCCCCGGAACACCGCGGGAACACGGUUGUGGCUCUGCAGUGGGACGACAAGUCCUCGCGCCUGUUCGUCGGGGACAACACUGGCAAGGUCUCGGUGGCAAACGUGCCGUCCUCGGGGAAGGCCAAGGGGUUCUUCAAAGUCCCGACCGAGCUCCUGCUGACAGCAGACUCUAGUGUGGUGCAGAUGGACUUUGCUAACGAGCGACUGAUGGUGUCCACUCUCACCAGGUGUUACCUGUGUGACACUCUCAGGGAAAAGUUCUGGCACGUUGGGAAGAAGCCUCGAGACGGGAAGUUUGGGGCGUGUUUCUUCCGCACAUCAGCAGGGCAGAUUCCUGCGAUCUACUCCGCCCGCCCGGGAUCCAGGAUAUGGGAGUCUUUUACCUUCUCCAAGAUUCUCAUGUUCAAUAACCGUUUGCUCCUGACAUGGACCCAGCAGGGACUGUACAUUAUAGACCCUGCCAGGGUCCAGCUGGUGCUGUGGACAGACAAGUUCAAAGACAUUGCUGACGUGAGGUGCUACAAGAACGACAUGUACCUGUUCCACGCUGACUCCCGCGUGUCGCGCCUGUCGCUUCUCUCCGUGGACAAGUGUGUCGGCAAGCUGUUCUCCAAGCAGAUGUGGAGACUGUGCGCUCAGGUGUGCUGCUACUACCAGCCGUCAGUCAUCCCCAUGAAGGCUCGGCGGGCGGUGCCGGUAUCCAUGGUAACGGAGCUGAGGCAGCAUCUGGGCACCAUGGAGGACACAGACGAGCUUCUGGACCAGCUGGAGGAACUCCUCAACAGGAUCGAGCUGAACGUAGACAGCACCAGCUCCAACCAGAGUAGCGGCCGCUCCAGUGUCAGCUCCAUCGGCAGUGUCAGCAUGCUACAGUCCGGGAUCUACCAAGUCCACAGCCGGAGGGGGAGUCAGGAGUCCGUCGACAGCCUCCCAGAAUUCACCUGGGCAGAGGAGGAAGCAGGGCAGGAUGGGAUAGUCAGGCCAAAGUUUGACCUUGUCGCUGACCCUUCGACCUUUGCCGAGGAGGGAAAAGAACCUGGUCUUGUUCCUUUCUCGAUUUCAUCACUGGAACAGACAACUUCUGCAAAUGAAGAAGUAACCUCAGUGCAAGACAAUGUAGAGAGUGUGGAAAGUUCAAUAGAAACUCAGGUGAAAAGAGACGUUGUGAAAAAUGUGGAAAGUCUAGCGUCAGUGCAGAAGAAACAAGCGGCUGCAGCUGAGAGCGAGAGUAGCGCCUCCGACCAGGAAAAGACCAGCGUGCAAUCCUGCGACAGUGGAAACAGCGAUGGAACAAACGUCUCCCCAAGGUCGGGAACCAAGAUGGCCGCCGGCGAGACAGAGGUUGCAGGAACCAGCGACAGCGGUACAGGAGAAGAGGUUUUGGAAGAAGACGUAAAAACAGACUUUGGGGCCACAGAAACUGCUGAGACAACCCAAAUUCCUGAUAAAUAUCAGAAAUUUUCCCCAGAAGUAGAAAAACUGCCAGUGGAUCCCAUCCCUCUGGUUGCCGUAGAGACAGCAGGUACCAACAGCAGCCAUGAAACCUUAGAACUGAAGAUGACACAAAGUGAGGAUAAAGUUCACAGGUCAGAGGAGGUGAAGGGUCAGAGGGCACAGUUUGACAGGUUUGCGCAUGUUGACCUCGAAGGGGAUGAGUUGGUGGUGCAGAGAGAGGGCAGGCCCAUCAAGGGGAAGAGGAAAAAGAAGAAGAAACCGAACAGUGCAGAUAUUUCCUACUUGUCCCUGUCAGAAGGCACAACAGUGGACUCACCCCCAUCUGAUGAUAAGAGCCCAAAACAGCGGACAAAGAGUUUAGAUGCAACAUGGGAAAAAAUGAAAGACCUGCGGUCAGCGUUCCAGCAGAAGAUGAGCACGCUGAAGACGGGGCGGCUGUCGUCAGACAGCGACACUCCUGAGGGCGGGGCGACCCCGGAACUCUCGUCCUCACCUGUGGUGCAGCAGCAGCUCAAGGUCAUGAAGGACAAGUUGUCCACGCGCCUGCAGGACUCGCGCAGUAAGCUGGCCACCAAGUCCAAGUCUCUGAUGAAGGCCAUCCAGGAGAGCGAGCAGAUGGGCCGCAUCAGGCAGACUAUGAGAAGACCUGACGCACAAGCAGACAGGGGGGACGAGGAUGAGGAUGAUGUGUUUGAAGAUGACCUGGGAGGUAACCAAGACAAUGACCUCCCCAUGGCAACAGCCUCAGGAGGACAGCAGGUGGGUGAGGAGAGGAGGAGGGGCGCUGGACCACAUGUGGACGUCACUGUCCUGCUGCAGGCCACCAGGGACACCAGUGAAAAAUUGAAGGACCCAGAAGUUCUGUUCAACCCAGACCAAGCAAGGACAGUUCUGUCGUCAUGGUUACAUCACCUGGAGACAGCUCUGCAGAACCUCUAUAGAACAGUCAGGGAACACAAUGCCAAGGUCAGGAGUAGGGCAGAGGUGAAAGGGCAGAUGUCAGAGGUUGUAGGAGACAGUGUCCCUGAAAGAACUAUUUCAAGUAGCGGCGACAUUGAUGUUCAUAACAUGCAGCAAAGAAAUCGAGAAACUGAAGUUGAAAACACUGAAUCAAGAACACCAGAAGAAGAAGGAGAAAGAGUGGACACAUCUGUGGCACUGCAGGACAGUGGUGCUGAGUGUGAUGAUGAACAGGACAAUCAGGAGAACCAAAGUGAAGAUGUUUCCGAACACAGAACUCUAGAGGAAGGUGAGGAGCAAGUCUUAGAGAACAACAUUGAUGGGAAGGAUGACACACUACCAUCAAAUCUGGUCAAUAAGGAGGAUAAAGAUCCAGCACUCCAGAACAAUAGCUGUCCAGAUGAGACGUCCAAGGAACAAGACAACCCCAAGACUGAAGCUGGUCAUCCACAAGAAAUGGAGGAUCUCCAAGAAGUUGAGAUCUUAGAGGGAUUCCAUAUCUUAGACCCGUUCAUGUUAAAGGAAGAGAGCCAUGCAGUGAUUUCUGAGCUGGUGACCUUGUGCUUCCAGUUUGGUGUCUUUGGGAGCCACAGAUCUAGAGCUCCAUCAAAAGAUACAGUUGUAUCCUCAAACAUCAUUGGGCAGGACAGCAGCAGUCAUGACACUUGUGAUGCACCUGACCAAUCAGAAUCUGUGUUACAAGAAGAAGAAACCCCUGAAUCUGAUAGGACUAGUGAGUUCAGUGCCAGCUUCUCACCGAUUGGUCCACAUAGUAAAGGAGGUCAGCAUUUUUCAGCAACAAGCCAAUCAGCUUCCUUGUCUCACAAAGAGGAAGAGAUGGACAGAAAUGCUGCUCAGUUUGUAAAGCGUCAUUUCCAUUUCCUGGAUGUAGAAGCAGUCAGAAAGACUCUGCAGUUUAGAAGAGGGCCAAGAACAGAGGUGUGGGAGAGGCUUCUGGAGUGUCUACAUGCCCUAUACUCAGAGGGUGCAGUACCCGACCUUGUUGCUAGGGGUGAUGUGGAAGAAUGUCUGAAACUUCUCAAGACCAAAGAGUUGACUGAUGGAGGAGAAAUUUUGUCUUGUUUGCACAGCAUAUUCCCCCUGUCCCCAGAGCCAGUGCUGGACACCUGUGUGCAGCUCUACCCGCAGGUCCAGCUCUGGGAGGUGGCUCAGAUCUGUAAAGACUCCCCUCAGCAGUUCUUGUACUACAUCCACAGGAUACAGGCCUUGCCAAGGCACAGGCAAGCUGAGAUGCUAGAGACCCUGUACCGGGAUGAGUCCAUCCUACACCAGUGGCUGGGCUGUGCUCUGACUGACGGGGCUCCAGACAGGGAUUUACUACUCACUGGGCAGGGGGAGCCAAGGCCAGGUUCCCAUCUGUUGCCAUGGAAACACAGUGCUGAUGUGGAUGAGAUUCUGACCCGCUGCUCGGCUGAGUGUGAGUCUGUCCCACACAGCUCCACGGAGCAGAAGUCCCUGAUGAAUAUGUGCAGCAAGGCUGGGUACUGGCGAGGCUACCUGAGGCUCUCUAAGGGGUUAGGCUGCAGACAGGAGGCCCUGAGAACUGCAGUGCUGCUGGGAGAUGUGCGACUGCUGGAGCCCCAACAUGACCCCAGCAUUCCCCCAAAGUCCCUUGAAGAAUGGGAAGAAGUCUUCAGGCUCAUGCUGCAGAUCAAUGGAGGUCAAGGGUCAGGAGAAAACUCCCAUGGUGCAAUACCUCCCCAGGAUUCUAAGCAAGAAAUAGGCGACACCAACCAAUCAGAGAACCCCACUGUGCCUUACGUAAUACCCAGACCAAAUGAUAGAACUAGUUUGCCAAAUGUGGAAAAGAAGGAGACUUCUGAUUGGUUGCCACAAGAUACCGCAGCAUCAAAGGAAGCCCGUGAUUGGCCACCUGGAAUCACAUGUGAGGAGGCUGGCAGGCUAUUGGUCAGCAGUGUGGGACCAGACCAGGGGAUAGAGCUGUUGCAGAGGCUGCCCCCUCCCGGCAGGGUGUUUGUCAGAAGGUUUCUACAAGAGCUGUGUGCUGGCAGGCAUGAUAUACAGGAGACAGAGGCUGUUGAUCCACUCCAUGCUUGAGAAGGUGGGCACGUACCUGUGGUCCAAGAGACCAACAACACUGGCCCCAGAGCUGUACUAUGCCCUGCAGCAGGAGAAACAGGCCCUACAGGCCCAGAGAACAGGCACACCUGUCUCACUGGAUCGCAGUCUGUUUGUGCUGGACCCAAGCAGGCUGGAGGGGGGUGUACAGUACCUGGAAGAGCCAGAGGGACAUUGGGGCAUCAUGUCUGAAGCAAG